Molecule: messenger RNA, 3264 nt
Organism: Prinia subflava (tawny-flanked prinia)
Lineage: Eukaryota; Metazoa; Chordata; Aves; Passeriformes; Cisticolidae
Gene: RAB33B
Product: RAB33B, member RAS oncogene family
Exons: 2
Coding region: 94-780 (228 amino acids)
Biological process (GO): regulation of exocytosis; Rab protein signal transduction
Molecular function (GO): GTPase activity; GTP binding
Source: RefSeq, a predicted model, not a curated record
AGAGCGGCGCGCGGGGGGCGGGGCCGUGACGCGUGGCGCGCCGUGCGCGCGGCGGCGGCGGCCGGGGCGGCUCCGCGGCGCUGCGGGGCCGCCAUGGCGGCGGCGGACGUGGAGUCCUCGCUGGAGCUCAGCCUCACCGGCUCCGGCGCCGUGCCCGGCGCGCUGCCCCCCGCCCGCUCCCGCAUCUUCAAGAUCAUCGUCAUCGGCGACUCCAACGUGGGCAAGACGUGCCUCACCUACCGCUUCUGCGCCGGCCGCUUCCCGCAGCGCACCGAGGCCACCAUCGGCGUGGAUUUCCGCGAGCGCGCCGUCACCAUCGACGGCGAGCGCAUCAAGAUCCAGCUGUGGGACACGGCUGGCCAGGAGCGCUUCAGGAAGAGCAUGGUGCAGCACUACUACAGGAACGUGCACGCCGUGGUGUUCGUGUACGACAUGACCAACAUGGCCAGCUUCCACAGCCUGCCCUCCUGGAUAGAGGAGUGCAAGCAGCACCUGCUGGCCAGCGACAUCCCACGGAUUCUGGUGGGCAACAAGUGUGACCUCAGGAGUGCAAUUCAGGUGCCCACGGACCUGGCCCAGAAGUUUGCUGACACUCACAGCAUGCCCUUGUUUGAGACCUCUGCCAAGAACCCCAAUGACAACGACCACGUGGAGGCCAUUUUCAUGACACUGGCUCACAAGCUUAAAAGCCACAAGCCAUUAAUGCUUAGUCAACCCCCAGAUCAUGACGAGAUACAUAUAAAGUCUGAACCAAAACCCAUCACAUCCUGCUGGUGUUAGGAUUGUCACUGAUCGUAUUGUCACCUUGUCUUGUUUGCAAGUGCUUCAAAAUUAUGGUCUUGGCAAAGUUCCAGGUUUUGGUAGCAAUUAUAGCAAGUCUUUUUGGCACUUUAUUGUGUUUUUUAAUUUUUUUUUUCCUGGUGUAGAUGUGCCCAUCUUAUGCUCUUGCACUUUGUAAUUGUACUUUCUGAAUUACUUCGGUUUCACUGUAAAUAUAAGGGAACAUAUUCUCUUUGUCAAGUUUUGACAGAGCAAUUCUAGUUGAGCUCUUGCUGCCUGAGGUCGUUCUCAUCCCUUGUGGUAAGAUUAUAAAUAGUAAAACAGUUUACUAAUACUUGUGGUGGAAUAACAGAGGAGGAAGAGCCUUUUGUGACAACCAGGGAACUUGGGUUUUGGAUCAGCAAGUGGGGAGAUUUUUGGCAUAUGAAGGAGCACUAGGUGACCUCUAGCAAAUUAGAAAGCAGGUACCUUUUUAUUAGGGAAAAAAAACCCAGGUCCUGGCAAAGUUUGGGCUGCCAGUGUCGGUGCAGAUUGCUUGGUUUUGGCCUGUCAUUCCACCAUGACCUUGGUCUGCUUCUUCAUGGCAGUGGUAACAGAAUUAACCAACUUCUCCCUACCUCUAGACAGUUAUUUCAUACUGAGAACUUCACUAAUUUUUCAUAAUUAGCAUGUGAUACCAAACUAUGUUAUGUUAACCCAUGUGGAAAGUACUGUAGCACAGGAUUUGGGGUAAAACUGGGACUCUAUCUGUCCAUAAGUUUUCUGAUCUUAUUAUUAAGUUAUUAAAUUAGAAAUAGACACUAAUUUUAUAUAAUUAUUAAAAUAAUUAUAUAAAAUUAUAUAUUUCUGAGGGUGCUGUAUUGGAGUUGAGUGUCUCAGGGUAAGUAAAACAGUUAAGUAAAAGAUGGGGUGAAUUUGGCAAAAGAAUACUGGUUUUUAAAGAUUGGGGUUUGCAGGGCUUUAAAUCAUGAGUGCUUCUCAAAUAUCUUGAAAAGCCAACUUGGUAACAUAUUUCAGGAAUGGGAAUGCUUAGGAAUAUGGUACAUUCUUAAAAUAUUUCCAAACGCAGACUAAAUUUGGUCUUGAAAUGUGGAGUAGAUCUACCAAGUGCAUCAUCUGUUACAGAUUGGGAGUGAAAGCCUGCAUGUAUAAAUGACUAUGUGGGGCAUCCUUGGCAGUACUGAUGUGAGCUGGCAGGGGUCAGAUGAGGGAAAUCUCCCUCUUGAACCACCUCUUUCUGUGUUCUCACAGUUGCAGCUGCUUUUUCUCAGUUCUGUCUGAAAAUCAAGUUUCAUAACAAGGUCAAGUUUCAUAACUCAAAUGGUGCUAAGUUGCAUAAAGUGACCUGUGAGCCAUAGAAUGCAGUCUGUGACUCCAUACACGUGCCACGUCAAACUGUGUUUUGUGACUUAGGUUUUGAAGUAUAAAUGAAGGGUUUUUAUUUUUAUUGGCAAUGUGUAGCAUGUGCUGCUUACUAGAAACUAAAUGGAAGGGCUAGUUCAGAAGCUGCCACCCUAAUGAUUGCAUUACAAACUAAUUACUGAAACAAGAUAAUGGUUAUUAUGUAAACUAUGACAGUUCUUAAGAUGUCAUCUCAUUGCAACUUAUACACAAAAAAAUGCAUUGACUUUUUUCUAGAUUUUGAAAAAGCAUUUAAUUUGGUCUAAUAUGAUUAAGAUGUUUAAAAGGAGUCUAAACAAAAGGUAAUACUCUUUCCUGUAUAAAGCUGCUUCAAUUGUGACAGUAUUUUUGCUUAGGAAGCAUUUGUAAAAGGGAGCUUUUGUAUUCACUCUGGACCUUACAUGACUAGAAUUUACAGUUGUUUCAGAAACAAUCACCUUUUUAACACUAGUGUCCUUAAUGAUUUCUUUAAGAAAAGGAUUGAUCUUAAAUUGAUAUUUAUACUAUGGUAAGUGAAUAUGGUUUACAGUCCUGUUGGACAGAUUGUUUUUCACUCACGUCCUUAAUCCUUUUCCUGAGAAGGAUCCUUCUUAAUUAUUUGUAUACUAAGUAUGUCAUCAAUUGUUUUGUUUUGUUUUUUAAUUAAAAAAUACCCCAGAGUUAAGAAUUUUAAAGUCAGUCAGUCAGGUUGGGGGUUGGGGUAAGAAAAUAAUGUAGCUGCAAUGUUACUGUUCAACUUGAUCCGGAGCACCUGCACAUCUGUUAAGUUUAAUUUGAGUUAUCACAACUUGUAAAUAAGGGCCCUCAUGUCAUGCACACCGUGUGGGAGUGGUGUUGCAGUGUGUAAUUCCCUGUCCAGCACAGAGCAUGUGGCAGUGGCUGUGCCAGGGAGGCAGCGUGGGCAGCAGUGCAGGAUUCAGUGUUGCUCCCUGGCUGUCGGUGCUGUCCUGCCCACAGAAUGAGCUCAGAGUGUUUUGUUUGUGCAUUUUCACUUGACCAGGCUGUACAGUUGGCUUCUUUUGUAUGUGCUGGGGGCAGGCAAGGCACAAUCCCAGAAACCUAAUAAACUGGCUUUGCCACAAA